Seriola dumerili (greater amberjack) is the source of this 2016-nucleotide messenger RNA. RefSeq names its product G protein regulated inducer of neurite outgrowth 1 (gene gprin1). The transcript is spliced from 2 exons. Gene Ontology annotation, cellular component: plasma membrane. Gene Ontology annotation, biological process: neuron projection development. Lineage: Eukaryota; Metazoa; Chordata; Actinopteri; Carangiformes; Carangidae. The record is from RefSeq and is a predicted model, not a curated record. Bases 1 to 2016 code for a protein of 671 amino acids.
AUGAGAGGUCUCAGAGAGGACCACCAGCCUCGUGAGAAGACAGAUGAUGGAGAGCAUCCAGGCGGCUCAAAUGGCAGCUCUGUGCCUGAGGGACCUCAGAUAAACACGAGUCAAGAGUCAACAACUCAAGGGGACUAUCAGCCAAAACUACACACGAAUGCCAGCCACACUGAGGAGGGAGGCAAUAAUCCAAUAUCCAAAGAUCCAGUGCUCUCAGGAGGGGAUAGAGACAACACUGACUCUAUAGGUGUUAAAGACCAUACGCAGACUGAUGCCAUCCCUCUGAUACAACAACCUGAAGCUGAUAGUACGACGACAGCUGUACACAACAACAUGACAAUCUCUAAUAAGCUCCUGAAUGAUGGUGAAGGAGAUGCUGAAAUUCAGAGGGAAGAGUCUCAGGAUAAAAGCGUGGGUCAGGACAGAGAGAAAGAGGCAGAAAUUGAGAGUAUCUUGGUGCCUGUGCCAUCAACCCCAAACCCUUCCGACCCACGUUCCCCCGACCCACGUUCCCCAGCUCCUUUGGGACAGCAGCACAUGCGCACGCAGGUGAGCCUGGAGGUGGUCCAGUGUUGCUCUGCAGCCACCAGCCCCAUGACUCCUCCCGAGGGCGGCCAUUCCUACUUCUUCCCAAGCUCUUUUGGAAGAUCCGAAGGUGUGGGCUCUGACACUAAAGAUGCUGAGCUACAGGUGGGUCAGCAGGUGGAGUUCUGCUCUGUUGCCACCUCCCCCAUGACCCCAAAAACGCCUUCGACCACUGCUUUCCCAGAGCUUAUCGGGAGGGAGACGGUGCAGAAGGAGGAGAAAGUGAAAAAGAGUGAGGAUCAGAGAGAGAGUGGCCAGCACGAGAGUUUCCCUGUGACAAAGAGUCUGGCAGAAGCUGAGUCAGAGAUAACUGGAGCUAUGAAAUUCACCACUUCAAAGGAGCUGACCGAAGGCUUCAGCUCAAAUGCAUCUCCAGAGAGCUCUGCCAGCUGCCCAGCUGCUGGGUUAAUGGAGUCACAAGUAACUCGGGAGGAUAGUAAUCAGCAGUGUAAGCAGCAGAGGAUGGGAAGUAUGGAUCAGGACAUUACAAUCCUGGUGACCCACUAUAGCAAUGGUGAGGAGGAAGGGGAAGAGAAGGCUGAGUUAUCUUUUUAUUCCAUUGAGCCAGAGAUGGUCAAGAUAGACGAAUAUGAGGAGCUCAGUGAAAACAAGAGUGAUGGGAAGGAAACUGCUGCUCCUGAUCAGGCACAGGACACCUCAAAUACAAACCCCCCACAAACCAAAAUUGAAGAAUCAUCUGUUCCUGCUAGCGACCAACCAAAAGCUGAGAUCAAAGACACACGUGAAGAGGUAAAAGAUGUUUCCGUGACAAAACCUCCUGUCCCCGAAUCUCCAGCUCCCUUCGGCUGCCACAACAUCCGCACACAGGUGAGCCUGGAGGUGGUGCAGUGUCAGUCUGUGGCUACCAGCCCUAUGACUCCUCCUGAGGGGGACCAAGCUUUCUACUUCCCAAGCUCCUUUGGGAGAUGUGGAGCUGUGGGUGCGGAGACUAAAGACGCUGAGCUGCAGGUGGGUCAACAGGUGGAGUUUCGCUCUGUCGCCACAGCGCCCAUGACGCCAAGGACGCCCACCACCACGACUUUUCCUGAGAUCAGGAAGGAGGCUAGUGAGGAGAAAUGUGAGGAGCCGGUGCAGGAGGUGAGCUGGGACGAGAAAGGAAUGACGUGGGAGGUGUACGGGGCGGUGGUGGAAGUGGCCGUGCUGGGCUCAGCCAUCCAGAAACACCUUGAGAAACAGGUGAAGAAGCAGAAGAGGCAGCCCUCCAUGCCUCCCCCUCCUCCGCUCAACCCCUCGGCCAUACCCCUCACCUCAGAGUCCGCCCAGGGGGGUUCAGGGUCGGGUAAAGGCCGGGCCGGGAAGAGAGGGGAGGAGGAUGGGAAGGUGAGCCGACGCAGAAGAAACCCGUUCCGCCUGCUAAUGGAGAACAUGCAGCAGCCACAUUGUUGCUCCAGAGCUCAUACCACCGAGUGA